AUGAUGGUGGUGGCGGCGCCGGCAGCAGAGGCGGCGAUUGGGUGCCCGGAAGUAACGCUGAAGUUGGUGCCAUGCCUGGACUACGUGAAAACCGGGGCAACGGCGGUACCGCCGGGAUGCUGCAGCGGGGUGAGCUCAUUGCUCAGCAUGGCUAACACCACCGCCGACCGUCAAAACGCCUGCAACUGCUUGAAGUCUCUCGCUGCCUCCCUGUCUAGCAACGCUAUCAACAAAGCCGCCGGCAUCCCCGGCAAGUGCGGCGUUAGCGUUCCCUUUAAGAUCAGCCUCUCCACCGACUGAUUCACUAAUGGCGAGGAACCAGGCGUUCGCGGCUGCAAGACUGAGUACUAG
Molecule: messenger RNA, 351 nt
Organism: Thlaspi arvense
Lineage: Eukaryota; Viridiplantae; Streptophyta; Magnoliopsida; Brassicales; Brassicaceae
Source: the annotation of a GenBank genome assembly